Molecule: messenger RNA, 6577 nt
Organism: Alosa sapidissima (American shad)
Lineage: Eukaryota; Metazoa; Chordata; Actinopteri; Clupeiformes; Clupeidae
Gene: braf
Product: B-Raf proto-oncogene, serine/threonine kinase
Biological process (GO): protein phosphorylation; signal transduction
Cellular component (GO): mitochondrion; cytosol; plasma membrane
Molecular function (GO): protein kinase activity; ATP binding
Source: RefSeq, a predicted model, not a curated record
UUUCCACUCAGCUUCUCGCAGUUUAAAAUGGCGGCGUUGAGCAGCGCCGAGUCCCCACCGCCCGUCUUCAACGGAGACACCAUGGACCGUGAUCCGGAGCGGGAGCGGGGACUGGACGAACUGGGCGCUGGGCUCGACACCACUUGCUCCGGGGGGAUUCCCGAAUGUCAGCAAGACAUUCCCGAGGAGAUAUGGAACAUUAAGCAGAUGAUUAAGUUGACACAGGAGCACUUAGAAGCACUUCUGGACAAGUUUGGGGGAGAGCACAACCCUCCGUCCAUAUAUUUGGAGGCCUAUGAGGAGUACACCAGUAAGUUAGAUGCACUGCAGCAGAGGGAGCAGCAGCUCCUGGAGGCCAUUGGGAACGGCACCGAGUUCUCCUGCUCCUCUCCCACGCCAGUCGGCUCCUCCUCUGCCCUGCUGGACGUCAAGCUGAGUGGGGCACAGGGCUUCACCCCGGCCCCCAACACCCUGGCCGUCUUGCAGACCCCCACGGACACCACCCGCGGCAACCCUCGCUCACCGCAGAAGCCUAUCGUCCGGGUGUUUCUGCCGAACAAACAGAGGACAGUGGUCCCAGCUCGCUGUGGGAUGACGGUGAGGGAUUCGCUGAAGAAGGCUCUGAUGAUGAGAGGACUGAUUCCUGAGUGCUGUGCUGUCUACAGGAUACAGGAUGGAGAGAAGAAGCCGCUUGGCUGGGAUACAGAUAUCUCCUGGCUGACAGGCGAGGAGCUUCAUGUGGAGGUCCUGGAGAACGUGCCGUUGACCACCCAUAACUUUGUGAGGAAGACUUUCUUCACGCUGGCCUUCUGUGAUUUCUGCCGGAAGCUCCUUUUCCAGGGCUUCCGCUGUCAAACAUGUGGCUAUAAGUUCCACCAGCGCUGCAGCACCGAGGUCCCGCUCAUGUGUGUCAACUAUGACCAGCUGGACUUGCUGCUGGUCUCCAAGUUUUAGCACCACCCCAUCACUAAGGAGGAGGUGUCUUCUGAGGGGACCACCCCCGUGUCCGAGGUCUGUCCGUCCCUGCCGCCCUCUGACUCAACCGGUGCCACAGGGAAGGAAGGGGAUGACUUGAUUCGUGAUCAAGGUUUACAGAGGUCUGAUGGAGCCCCCCCGACCCACCCAGCCCGCUGCUUGAGGAAACAGCGCACGCGGACCUCAAGCCCCCUCCUAUACUCCUACCCCAAUGACACUGUCUUUGAUUUUGACCCCGAGCCUGUGUUCCGAGGUUCCACGACAGGAUUGUCCGCCACGCCCCCUGCCUCGCUGCCAGGCUCCCUGACCAAUGUGAAGGUGCCGCAGAAGUCGCCAUGCCAACAGCGCGAGCGAAAGUCGUCGUCUUCGUCUGAGGACCGCAAUAAAAUGAAAACCCUGGGCCGGCGGGACUCGAGCGACGACUGGGAGAUCCCAGAGGGCCAGAUCACUCUGGGACAGCGGAUAGGCUCGGGCUCCUUUGGAACAGUCUACAAGGGAAAGUGGCACGGUGAUGUGGCGGUGAAGAGGUUGAACGUCACUGCACCCACUCCUCAGCAGCUGCAGGCUUUCAAGAAUGAAGUGGGCGUUCUCAGGAAAACCCGUCAUGUGAACAUCCUGCUGUUCAUGGGCUACACCACCAAGCCCCAGCUGGCCAUCGUCACGCAGUGGUGCGAGGGCUCCAGCCUCUACCACCACCUGCACAUCAUCGAGACCAAGUUCGAGAUGAUCAAGCUCAUCGACAUCGCCCGCCAGACAGCGCAGGGCAUGGACUACCUGCAUGCCAAAUCCAUCAUCCACAGAGACCUGAAGAGCAACAACAUCUUCCUGCAUGAGGACUUGACGGUGAAGAUCGGUGACUUUGGCCUGGCCACGGUGAAGUCUCGCUGGAGCGGCUCACACCAGUUUGAGCAGCUCUCUGGGUCCAUCCUGUGGAUGGCCCCCGAGGUGAUCCGGCUUCAGGACAAGAAUCCGUACAGUUUCCAGUCGGAUGUGUAUGCCUUUGGCAUCGUGCUGUACGAACUGAUGUCUGGAGUGCUGCCCUACUCGAACAUCAACAACAGAGACCAGAUCAUAUUUAUGGUGGGCCGGGGCUACCUGUCCCCGGACCUGAGUAAAGUGCGCAGUAACUGCCCCAAGGCCAUGAAGAGGCUGAUGGCCGACUGCCUAAAGAAGAAGCGGGAGGAGAGGCCCCUCUUUCCACAGAUCCUGGCCUCCAUAGAGCUGCUGGCACGCUCGCUACCCAAGAUCCACCGCAGCGCCUCGGAGCCCUCUCUCAACCGCGCCGGCUUCCAGACGGAAGAUUUCAGCCUGUAUGCCUGCGCCUCCCCAAAGACCCCCAUCCAGGCUGGCUGCUAUGGGGAGUUUUCAGCCUUCAAGUAGAGCUGCAGACAUCACUAGUCCAUCCCUCAUCACCUUUUGCUAAGUCUUGUGUUCCUACAGUGGGUUCAUGCAUAAAGCUGAAAAAAAAAGAAAACCUAGUCUCAAAGAAUGUGCUGUUUCUCUUUCCCCUUAACCUGAAGAGCUACAGCCUCAAAAUGGAGUUGCAAACAAACAAAAAAAAAAGGAAAAAAGGACAAAAAAAAGAAAAGCAAAACGACAACAAAAUGAUCUCUGCAACAGGACAUCUGUGGUUCACAAUAUGUAAUACAAACAACCAGGCUUAAACCCCCCACCCACCCACCCACCUCCCCUCCAGCCAACAACAACAACGACAACAAAAACACUUGACCAUAAAACAACCAAGAGGGAGACUAAUGCUAAUGGGAUCAACUACAUAAUUCAAAGGAGACUGUUGCGACAAACUGGGAAAUGGAGAGUGGACGGGACACGGCCGCCCUCCCCACGAUGGGCAAGAGAGUCAGUCGGAGCGUUUUGAAGGAGGAGUGCGAAGUCAAGAAGGGCACGAUGGAGUCGUUGUCGUCCGCUGUCUCUCCAAAAAGGGCAGACAAGGAGUGGGGUCUGGAGGGGUGGUGGUGGUGUGGGUUUAGUUGUAGCCAACCAGGGCACAGGAUACUCUUUAUCGACCAUUGGCACUUGACUGUGGACGGAAUGACCGCUCCAACCCGGUAGUGUCUCAUUGGCUAGUGUGGGGCGACGGGUGUCAGGUCAGAGCCAAUCCCAGUGAGGUCUGAGGUUUUGAGGUCAUAGGGCCAACCUAUUUGGAAGAUGACUUGAAUGACAUUUUUGGGGGAAAAAAAAUCUUUCUCGUGUUUUUUUUAAAAUUUUUUUUUUUUAUAUAUCUAUGUGUUUUAGGGUAUAAUGGGAGCUGCUGGUGUAAAAGCUUUUUUUUUUCUCUCUCUCUUUCUUCUAAUGUUGAGCUUGUUACAACAGAAGAGGAUGGGAUGCUCUUCUAGUUCCCCUUUCUCUCGGCUAUGUAGAAAGCAAGUCCUGUAUGGACCCUUUCAAGAGAGUUCCAUUAUCAGCAUCAUAGUUGGCCCCACAAGACUUCCGUUUUAACAUUCCAUAUGUUAUCUUAAUGCAGAGGAAGUAGAUUGGGGCCCAAAUAGAACGUUCAAGCAUUGUUUUUGUUUUUAUUGUUGAAAGGGUCUAUACAUUCCUUCCCUACCCCGAGUUGUCCAGUCUCAUGCCUGUACAAAGAAGACAUGGCUCACUCCUGCUGCAUCGCUGACCACAACCUCCACAAUCCCACAACCACUCACAUUCCAUGGCAGUGAUCCUUCGCUCUGUUGCACAAGGCCACCCAUGUCCAGUGAGUCAAAUGUAGUUGAGAUUCAAGCAUCCAUACCAUGUGCAAAAUGGCAUGUUGACUAAUCGCCAUCUUGGUGCUCUUGAGUUUUUUUUGUUUUUGUUUUUUUUUUCCAUUGAAAAUGCAGCUACAGAAACACCCUUGCUUUAAGCCCAGCUUUCAAAUACACAGCACAAUUCCGCACAGACUGAGAAGGUUUAAUUGUGGGUUUUUUGUCGUUUUUUUUGGUCAGGGUAUACUGGCUUCGAGCUGAUAAGCUAGUCAAAUAAAAGGGUUCAAUUCACAUAGUCAAAAAGAAAGUACUUCACUGGCUGUGUCAGUACUACAGCAGUACGCUGUAGAAGCAAAAAACAAGUCUGCUUUCCACCAUCUUAUCCGAAUUACAGUGUCAGAUAUCAGUAUCACUGUAAAAUAUAUGCUGUGAAAGGUUAUGGUGGCUGGAGAGUGUUCGCUUUUUUCUUUCAAAGUCUGCUCCAGGGGUGUUGUUGCCUAAUGGUAGUUUCCGUUUUUCAAAUGCAGGCUUUCUAGUUCACAAAAAGCCAGGCCAGAAUGUGAUUAUGCGGAUAUACUCGCAUGGCUACAUUCUCACAGCUUUUGUGGAGACGAAUACAGUAUAUAUAUAUAUAUAUAUAUAUAUAUAGAGAGAGAGAGAAAGACAGAGACAGUUUCAGUCUAGGAAGAAUUUUAUUUAUAGCUGAUGGAAAUAUUCAUGACCAUGGGUGUCCAGAUAAAUCAGUGUAAGUCGGUCAUCGUGGAUGAGUUUUGCAGGUCAAAGUCAGUUCCAAUGAAUUUAGUGCAAUGCAAAAUUUACCCUUCCUGUUGUUUUUGUUUAUUUGUUUUUCUGUUUUUUUUUUUAACCUUUUGCAAGCUUUGGCAUUCAACUCUCUUGGACUCUCUUGCUUGCGCUAUUUCAGAUGUGUUUAUGUCUGUCUGGCUUUAAACACCAACAAGUUUGGCCUGGGAAACGUUACAAGAUGGCUGCCAUCUAUUUUUCUUUGCGCAGAAUCCACAUCCACAACUGGAUUAAGCUUAAUGUUUUGGAUAUCUCUGAAACGUGCCAGCUUUUGUUUUUUAAAAAAAAGUAGAAAUACUUGUCAUGUUUUGCAUUCCAGUGUCCGUUUGAAGGGGUCAAUGGUUUUUAUUAAUUAAUUUUUUUCUAUUGUUUUGCCUUUUUUCUUGUGGUCAGGCAGGCCUGCAAAGUUAAGACUUUAUUUAUGUGACUUAAAAUGUAUUGACUCUUUGUUUUUGGUUUGUUUGUUUAUUCUUUCCAAGAGGACUUUAUUUUUUAGCUGUGACUAUUUCUUUAACUUUUUAUGUGGAUCCUGAAAUGCUUGUACUUGCACUUUGUGGAAAUUGGUUGAAGCAAACGAGCAAUUUUGCCUUUUCAUGGACUAAAAAAAAUAUCGUCAUAAGCAUAACGGCACCAGUUAAUGAAGCGCCGUAAAGCUGCUGUGUGUUGGGUAGCUGAGAGGACUAAGAGGUGAGCAGUGAUGCUGAGGGUGGUUACAAAAAGGGAUGCUGGUUUCUUCUCCAGCCCAACCACCUAAUUCCUACAUUAGUUUGAUUUUUUUUUUUUUUUUUUUCUUCCCCUUUUUCACUGAUGACAUUCCUUAGCAUUAUGUUAUCCCUCCAAAAUGUCAAAUUUCUGUAUAUUAUUAUUAUUAUUAUUAUUAUUAUUAUUAUUAUUAGUCUUUGCAGACUUUGCAAGAGUAUGUUUUUCUUGUGGCUGGCAGAGAUCACGCCCAUCCAUUUUCACAAGCCUGUCUCCCAGUCCUCCUCUGCAGAUUGGCAUCCAUCGAACAUUCACUCUCUUGCUCUCUCUCUCUUUUCUUCUCUUCUCCUGAGGCUACACAGCGCUGCAUGCUGCCUGGCUUUUGUUUCUACCUAAUAGCUCCAUGUCAUGCUUGCUAUUGUACAGAAUACCCACGGGCACUACUCGACACAUGCACAUAUGGUUGCACACAACAAGCAAGGAUCUAUCCCUGAUUUGGGUCCGUCUCGAUUCAGGGGAGUUUCAGAACAGAUGUUUCCUCAUGAGAGGAAUAGCAAAGUGUAAAGCAAGUUGAUUUUGGUGUAGGUAGGGUGCCGUCAACAACAACAGCAGAAGAGAGGAUGUGUUGAUUACUGUCAUAACAUGUAUAUUAUUUCUGAUAACCCUUUUUGUCCAUUCUUGCUGGCUGCAAAAUCCACCAAUAUAUUCAGUGGAACUUUACAAACCAUGAACAGGAAAGCUACGGGAAUGCGUGGAAGUGUGUUUUUAAUGAGUGUUUUAUUUAUUUUUGAGAUGUUCUUAUUUUCUAUAAGAAUGUUGUCUAAAAACAAAUAGUGAGGGUGAAUAUUUCCAGAUGUUGUUUAAUCUUGGCUGUGAGACUGUGGGUUUUGACUGAGGUGUCUUUUAUAUAUUUCUUCUAGAACCUUCUCCUCUCCCAUUUCCCGUUUUAGGUUCCAGAAUGUCCUUAGUGUCUGAGAAGACUCUCUUGAUCUUAACAAAUCUGCCCCCCCCCCCCCCACACAUCCCAUUUUCAUGUCCCUCUUCUCUUCCUGCCUCCUUGCCUGCACCUUAAAUCUCUUCGUCCCAUAAACCCAUUCAGCUGAGCACUAUCACAUACCUUUUUUGGGAGAUUGUUUUCACCUGUAAAUAGCUGUACAAAGGAGAAAAAAAACACUGUCCAUUUGCUAAGAGGCAUGGAGACUAAACAUGAAAUGAGCUAUAAAAUAUUUCGAAAUGACAUAAAGGUUGACAUAAAUACCCCGACAUUUUGAUAGAGGAAAUUCUGAGAAAAUAUUUCUGUGUAAAAAUAUUUAAGACUGUAUAUUAUAAAAGGAACAGAGCUUAAUGUAUUUGUUGUGAAUAUGAAAAACUGAUAUAUUAAAGAAGUGCAUGAAAACUGUCAA